AUGUUUCAAAUAACAAUUCUAAAGUGGAAUAUGGAUAACAUCUUGAUCCGAACUUUCUUUUGGUUCAGUCACGUUAAAUACAUUACCUCUUCGAUAGCUGGUGUCACAUACAUGGACCAUUUCGACUUUGAAGAUAGAUAUAGAAACGUGAAUGAAUGUAAUCCCUUAUAUUAUCAUCCGUUACACAUGCCCGAAGAGUGUAUGGAAAUGUAUGAGCAACUGAUACGUUCUAAUAUAGCUUCUUUCUUUGGUCCAAUGCAAGUAUUUAAGGAACGAAACCUGGACGAAAUAAAUGGCGAAUUAUAUAGCUUGUCUCAUUCACAUAAUAUACAAAAAACAGAUUUGAAUUUGUACAUUAGCUCUAUGCGACAAAGGCUGUCACCCUUAGAAAGAAUGAUUGAAAUGAUUAGAUACGAUGCCAUGAGAAUACCCACUGCACCAGAAAUAAGAAUGGCUCCUCAAUUUGGCCCAGUCGCUAUGUAUCGUCAACCAAUUUCAAGUAAAAGUGAGAAAAUGAUAAAAAAGAUAUCAGGCGCAUAUGGCAAAAAGCUAAUUCAGCAAAGAUAA
Parnassius apollo (apollo) is the source of this 567-nucleotide messenger RNA. Lineage: Eukaryota; Metazoa; Arthropoda; Insecta; Lepidoptera; Papilionidae. The record is from the annotation of a GenBank genome assembly.